GAGUCUCGGAUAUCAGCGGCCAGUGGCAAACCGGCUCUUUCUCUCGAGGCGUCCGCGCACACAGCCCCGAUGGAGUCCGCCGGAAAACCCGGGAAUUUGGGGCCCUCGGGCUUCCUGGUGAUCCCGAACGGCAGUUCCUUCGAGGCGUACGAGUACGAGGUGGAGGGCCGGAUCAAGCCCAAGUCGUCGCCCCUCCCGCGGCGCCGCGGCUCGGAGUCUCCCGACUCGGACGACUCGGCGGGCGAGCCCACGCCGUCCCGCUCGCGGAAGGUGUCCUUCGCCGACGCGUUCGGCCUCAGCCUGGUGUCGGUGAAGGAGUUCGACCACCGCGACGUCCCGCCGCCCGCGCCGGAGGCCCCGGAGGGGGCGGGCGCGCGCGACGCCGCCGAGGAGCACUUCCUGUCCUCGCUCUUCACCGUGCCGGCCUCGGCCGAGGAGCUCCUGGGGAAGCUGCGGGGGCAGAUGUGCGAGCUGGAGUGCGUGGAGCUGCUCCCCGGCACCACCUCGCUGCGCGGCACCGUGCGCGUCCUCAACCUCAGCUUCGACAAGGCGGUGUACGUGCGCACCACGCUGGACGGCUGGGCCACGCACUUCGACCUGCUCGCCGAGUUCGUGCCGGGCUCCAGCGACGGGGAGACCGACCGCUUCAUGUUCAAAAUCACCCUGGUGCCGCCCUUCAAACGGGAAGGAGCCAGGGUGGAGUUCUGCCUCCGCUACGAGAUUCCCGGCCGGACUUUCUGGGCCAACAACAACGGCAUGAAUUACGUGUUGUUCUGUCACAAAAGGGCAUCCAGAGACGCGAAAGACAGCCAGCAGGACGAUAUCAAAUAUAAGAACAAGAAGAGCUGCCUGAAGAGCAAGGACAAUUCCAGUGAGAGGACUUCGCUCCUCUUUCCUGGAGAGACAGCAGAUGCACCCAUACAAAAACAGGAAGUGGUCGUAUCCAUGGUAACCCCCGUACCACACUCAGAAGGACUCCAUGAAGAUGGCGCUCAGACAGCACUGGUGGAUAGUUACCGUGACUACUCUUGGAGGAGCAGGCGGAGAGCGGCACGUUUAGCGAGGAUGAGAAAUCCAUUCUACCAGAACGAGGGAGAGGGAGAGGAUGGAGUUGGAUCUGGGCAGGAAGAAGAGGAGGGCAGUUAUGUGGAGGAGCCGUUGGAUGCCAGCACACCUCCUCACUGGGAAACCGCCUCCGACCUGCCGGGCCUGCCCAACACAACUCAGACGAACGGCACAGAGGAAGCACAGAAACAGGACCUGAUCCCACCAGCAUCGCUAAAGUCUGAGAGAAACGACAUCCGAAAUCCAUUCAAAGACUGGAGUAGAGAAAAUUCAGACACUGCGUCUGCAAACCUCCAAGAGGUGGAUACAGGUUCGUAUCACCCCAAGGUGAGGACCUCUGCUCUGGGCAGCUGGGAAUCCUGGAAUACGUUUGUCGAUUUCGGGGAUGCCUGGGCGCCCAGUCGCAGCUCAACGACGGCACCAGAUGAAGGGGCGUCUCAGAACGCUGCCUUUGACCCUGCGGCUUAUCUGGAAGAAGACACUAGCGAGUGGUCGCAAUCAAGCAACGGUCCUCCCGCGGAAUGCUCCAAUACCGAAAGCCCAGCGGCGAGCGGCGAUAGCGGGGAAAACGCAUCGGAAUGCCCACAGACGGACAUCGCUGACCUGCACACAUCGGAAUGCCCACAGACGGACAUCGCUGACCUGCGCGGCCGUGAAAUGGAGCCCGGAAAUUGGCCCAUCAUUAAAGACGGCCGGGGAAGCGACCGGACACCCGCCGAGAGGGACGCCGAGCGUGACAAGCGUGGCGUAGGGCACGACGGACUUUGGACGGAGGCCGCUGAGGUUUGGCAGAGGUUUCCCUUCGACUCGUACUUAACCCCCGUGGCCCGGCUCGAGAGUUCGGACAUCGGUCUAGAAGCUGCAUCUGGUGACCUGCUGAAAACAGACACUGGCGCGCCGAGACGCAAAGAGCUUGUCAAAAGCCAAGGUGCUGAUUCUAGACCAACGGUCGGGCUCGAGAGUUCGGACGCCGGUUUUGAAUCAGUGUCUGGCCACCCGCCAAACACAGACAUAAAUACACCAAGACACAAAGAGCCUAUCAAUAGCCAAGACGAGGGCCCAGUAAACCACUCCAAACCCCCACAGGAAACCGGGAAUACUGACUCAGAGGUGAUUGUGGAUGAGGGCAUUGGCCACGCGGCUGAAUGUGUCAAACACUAUCACCGCCAGCGGGUUAGUGGAGGGGACGCUUUUGGCGGAGCUGCUGAUUUGGCACUAAACUCAGAGGAGACAGGCACGCAGACAGAGGUGACAGACAUAGCAGUCGCCCAACAAUCUCGGAGGCCCGAGCCAAUCUCACUCAAUGAAUUUGACAACAGCUCUCCCUCUUCAGCGAUGAACUCUGGGAUUGAUGGUAGCAUGCAGGAACCAUUCAGGAGCUGUCUGACCUUCACGCUCUCAGUCAGGGGAAAGGGGGACAAUGUGAAAGACAGCGAUGAAGACGUGUGCAGAGCUAGGGGUGACAGAGAGCAAGACGAUUCAAAGGAAAAUGUAGAAGGUACAUAUAAAGUUGAGAAGGAAGCAUCAAUGGAAAAUGACAACAGUUUCCAUGAGGAUGAAGAAGAUGUGACAGCGGAGGAGACCACAGACCUUAGUGGAAAAAGCAAAGAAGACGCAUUGGUGGAAAGGGGAGAUCUCCGUGGAGAUGAUACAUCAGCAGAAGACAGAGAAGAUCCUUCAGAGGAACAGAUGUUAAUCGACUACGAAGAAGAUCUUUACGAUGAAGAGGACAUAUCAAUGGAAAAUGAAGAUGACUUUUACGAUGAAGAAAAUGAAGAUUUCUAUGGCCAAGAAGAGUUGCCAAUAAGCACAGAAGAGGAACUUGAGGAAUCAAGAGAAGAGGUGUCAAUUCUAGCAAAAGACUUUGGUCUAGAGCAGGAAGACACGUCAGCGGAAACAGAAGAGGAUCUGGAAGUUGCCCAGAUUUUAGGAGGAAUGAACAAAGCCCUGAGCAAAGAAGCUUUGUCAAUGAAAAUGGAGGAAUCGGACAAAGUAAAGAAAAUUGAGACUUAUCAGCAUAAAAAAGGAAAUGAAGAACAUACACACAGCAAUAAAGAGGUGAAUAUCACUGAUGGAGGCAAAGUAUUUCAUGAAGAGUUUAAGAAAUGUUGGGAAGUAGGUGAGGGUUCAUGCUGGAGAAAGGAAGGAUUAGUCCAAGAUGGAGGGACAGAGGGAACUCUCUCCACACAGCCUCAGCCAGACAAGGUGACCACAGGCCCAUCGGUUAGCUCAGUAAGGAUACGGCCUGCAUUUCUACCAUCAACAAACAAGCCAAAACACCCAUGGGAGCCUGGUGAGGCCAGAGAUGUUCCUGGCUCCCCUCCGGCAGACUUGGACCCUGUGGAAGAACCAGGAUAUCGCACCACAGUCCACCUACCACCAGUCGAAAAGGUGGAAAACGUCGCCAGAAAUUACCUUUUGUGUUGGUGGGACGUGUCAUCGCAUAAUCUCUCGAGGGUCUUCCUGUACGCCCUCCUGUUUUUGGUCUUCUUAGUCACAGCAUUUCACUAUGAUUUCCUGGCCUGCUUUGCCGUUUACCUGAUAACCGUGUACUGGUUUUGCUUUCACAGGGAGAACGGAAUAGAGCAGGCCAGAGGGCCAUAAAAAGUUUUUUUUGCUCUUUCAUAUUUAUGAAGUGUUUGAGGGGCCCACCACCAAUGAAAAGUGACAACCAAGCUUAUUCAAGAGACUGAAAUCACAGCAUGGCAGGGAGGUGUGAAACUUUGUUUCUGAAAUUUUCUGAACUUUAAUUUCUUAAAACUUUUGAUUAACUAUGUAAUAAGGCUUGUGUGAACUGAAAAAAAUAAGAAAACAAGUAGUCACAGGAAUCAACAUAAAUCAUAAGGAGUACUGGAAGGAAGUACAUAACUACAAUUUUUACCAGUCGUGCUGCGUGGAUUUCAUUUCAUGAGUUCUUUUGUGGAUCUUUUUUUUCCAGGUGAAACCAUAAAUAUACUAAAUAUAUUAAACUUUUUAGGUACGUUUUCUAACUCUAUAGACUGAUGAAUUUCUAUUCAAAUCAUUUAAUGUGUCUCCAAAACGUGAUAUUAACACAGGUUUACAACAAAUUCAGGUAAUUACAUAACAUGGAGGUAAGAAAAAGCAAUGUUUUGGUAAAAUAAUGGGGAAUUAAAAAGUGAACAGUUUGUAUAGAUAUGAUGUUCUCUGUAAAAAAUGUUUAGGGGCCCACAAAGAGAAUGCAUCAUCACCUUUUGCUUCUUAAAGGUUCAUGGAUACAAAAAUAAGAAUGAAGCCCUGAAAUCCGGAUUUGAUACAUAUGGAGUCCACAAUAUAUAUAGAGGUAUACUCAGGCUUGACCUCCCAAAUUUAUUUUAAGUUAUUCAUUUUCUUUUACAUCUGUACAGAUCAGUUGACAGCUAGUGUAAUGAGGCCAAGGUCAAUGUCCCAUUCUUCUUGUCAAUUUCUAUAGCCAUGCCAUUUUGUGCCUACAGGCAAGAUAAUGCAUGCCUAUUUAGAUAUGAUUAGAGAUAUUUACCAAAUACAGGGAUGAGUUUCUCUGUAUCUGUAAAUGGCAACAACGCUCUUACAAAUAAAAUUGUGCACCAUCUACACAAAGGGACAUAAUGUACACUGAGAAAAAGGAUUGGUCCUAGUAUAGAUCCCUGCAGGACCCCACAAGUAGUGAGAGAAAACUGGAGACAUAUUCUCUGUAUUUGCCACAGAAAACUGAAGUUUAACCCAGGUUCCAUGAAUUAGUCCAUUAAGAAUACUUGAUCAAUAGCAUCAAAGGCCAUGUUCAUGUCUAAGAGAACUAAUUUAGAGGAUGUAUAGGAAUUUGCAUUACAUAUUUUACUAUGCUUUUACUCACACUGGCAUAGUUUCAGUGCUGUCGUUUGAGUGGAAAUGUUUUGUUCAGAACUUGCAGCUUGAAAAAAGUUUAAGAAACUGUGUGUGAAAAGGAUGUGUCAGUCCACAACAGCUUUUCAAUAAGCUUGAACUGCCCCAGUGACGAGAGGUCUAUUAGCACUGCGCAACGAUUUGGUCUUCACUGUACACACCCCCAAACACUUAAGAAGUCCUGUUGGAAUGAGACUCGGAGGACAGAUUGAGAGGUUUAUCUGUAUAACACUUUCAGUGAGCUCGGUGGCUGUAAAACCCAAUGGUGCAAAUUGAACUAUAUAACUAUAUGACCAGAAAGUGAGAUGUUGUUAAUCUUACCAUUAAAUGGACAUCUUGUCUAAUAAAGAACACGGAUGUGCGAUUCACCGCAAACAAUUCUAAUAGGCAAGUGAAAGAUUGCUUGCAUAUUUUCCCUCCCAAUCUUAUUUCUCAGCUCUCAUUGCUAUAACCUCCACUAUGGCUCAGACAAGCUUGACAUGAAGCUGAACUCACACAGACGUGAGGCAGAGGAAGACUGUUCAUGUGGAGCUUUACAGGAAAACUUGCAGGCAGCCAGCAGGGGGCGCUGGUAUAAAAUGAGAUGCGAUCACCCUGGCCAACUGAAACCUUCGUAUCCCUGGGAUGAUGCUAGAACCAAUCGCACGUCACCCUGCUCACAGUGUGGACAUAUGAGCAAGUGUGUUUUUACCCUUCACUUCAGCCAGCUCACCAAGUGCCUUUAAUACAGUGAACCAAUCUAUUCAAAACCCAAGACUGAAAUAAGGUCGAAGGAGAAUCUCCCUAAUAUCCAAAGGACCAUAGGAUGAAUGUAUCAUCAGUAUCUAUGCAACAAAGUAUUGCUUAAUGAUUAUGUUCAAGGAAGUGGUUACCCUAGCCAUAGACAUUUUGCUUGUAUCAAUGCCAAAGGUUUUUUCACCACUCUGUAUCUCUUGGAACCAUAACCACACCUUGGAUAUUGUAUGCCAAUCAAUAAACAAAAUUCAUAAGUGCAUUAAACUAUUUCAUUGUUAUACAUAUUUUGUUUUUGUAUGGAUAGUGCUGUUUAUACUGAAAAAAUAAUUUGUUGUAACAGCGUCUAUGUUCAUGAGACACUUCAAAAUAUGAAGGCUGUUUCAGACAAUGAUUCACAAAACAGAAGUCAAAAGUCAAAAUGUCCGUGGAUACAGCACCCGGGGAAUCCGUCCACUGGAGGCAUCGCAUGCCCUGCUCUUAUGGUGACCUGUCGAUCAUCCCUCUACUACAGGUCGGGACGCUCCGUAAAUCACGAGGAGUGUUGGCAGGGACCGAAUGGCAGACGGAU
Messenger RNA from Conger conger (European conger), 6226 nucleotides. RefSeq lists its product as uncharacterized. NCBI's taxonomy places the organism in Eukaryota, Metazoa, Chordata, Actinopteri, Anguilliformes, Congridae. Gene Ontology annotation, cellular component: protein phosphatase type 1 complex. Gene Ontology annotation, molecular function: glycogen binding; protein phosphatase 1 binding. Gene Ontology annotation, biological process: regulation of glycogen biosynthetic process. The record is from RefSeq and is a predicted model, not a curated record. The coding region runs from base 70 to 3669 and encodes 1199 amino acids. The transcript is spliced from 4 exons.